This is a messenger RNA of Myodes glareolus (Bank vole), 677 nucleotides long. It is a transcript of the gene Uts2, whose product is annotated as urotensin 2. Gene Ontology annotation, molecular function: hormone activity. Gene Ontology annotation, biological process: blood vessel diameter maintenance; regulation of blood pressure. Lineage: Eukaryota; Metazoa; Chordata; Mammalia; Rodentia; Cricetidae. The record is from RefSeq and is a predicted model, not a curated record. Gene Ontology annotation, cellular component: extracellular region.
UUUUUUGGAGGGGACAUCUGAGGUCACAGGAUGAUAGAUAAAACGGGCAAUCCCUCAGUGAGGAGAGUCGGAAGUUCUCCUGAGCAGAAGCCCGGCAGGACUUCUCUCCAUCGUCAUGGAUAGGCUGGCCUUCUGCUGCCUGCUCUUCGUGGGACUCCUGAACCCACUCCUGUCCCUUCCCGUCCCUGACACUGGGGAGAAGGCUCCUCAGCUUCCAGUGCUUGAAGAAGAUGCUCGGCUGGCUCUGGAGGAGCUGGAGAGGGUUGCCCUCCUGCAGACGCUGCGACAGACAAUGGGCACAGAGGCAGGUGGAGGCCUCAGAGAAGCAGAUCCCAGUGAUGAUACUCCCACCCCAAGGGGAAGCUUGAGAAAGGCCUUCUCUGGACAAGAUUCUAACACCGUACUGAGUCGUCUUCUGGCAAGAACCAGGAAACAACAUAAGCAACAUGGGACUGUCUCAGAGUGCUUCUGGAAAUACUGCAUUUGAAGAGAUAUGAGCAUCAAUUCAUCUCAUCAGAACCACCACUUUAGAAAACUAAAAAAGGAAGAUGCCUGAAGAAAAAUCAGGCUAACUACCCCAUUUCUUCAUUAUUACGAGAAAUAAAUCCUCUGUUUCGCAAGUAUCACACGUGGUCAAGUUUACUUAAAUAUACGUCCUGAAAAUCUAUAACCUGUCU